AUAGACAAAGCUCUAUCAGAACCUGGCUCUCUCAGCUUAGCUCUUGUUGCUGUCUUCUUUGAUUCCACAAAAUGGCCCUUUUAAUUUCAUUCUUAAUUGGGAUACAGCUGUUUUACGCAGUGGUUUCCGUUCCUUUUCCUCUCUCCCUUUCCACAUCAUGCAACUCUUUGGGGGUAAGGAUUGCUGCAGAAGUGGCCCUCAACAAGGUCAAUGAAAAUCGGAAAGAAGGUUACGUUCUUGGUCUCCAGCGCAUUUUUGAUGUCCUAGAAGCUAUUCAGGGUGAUGAGUCUGCUUUCGAUCUUAUUUUGGAUGUGCUAGAAACCCAAUGCCAUGUGCGGAGCAGGAAACCCUGGAAAGAAUGCGAAUUUAGAAGCCCACAUGAGACAGUCUUUGGCAAUUGCGAAAUAAUAAUGAAAUUCAACAGGGUAACGAAUGAUUCCACCUUAUACAAAAGUGACUGCAGUUUACACACUUUUCCUCGUUCUGUUAUUUCAAGAAUUUGCCCCGACUGUCCAGUAGGCGGAAAUCCUUCUGAAGAGAGAUUUCAGGCUGCAGCUAGAGAAAGCCUGGCCAAAUUCAAUGCUGAAAUUAACCACUAUCAUUAUUUUGCCGUUCGUGAGGUCACCAAAGCAAGUUCACAGUGGGUUGUUGGCGAAUCCAACUUUGUGGAAUACAUCAUCCAGGAGACUUCCUGUCGCAAAAGUCCACCUGUGUCUGACAUCUCUAAAUGCCCUCUGCUCCCAGAUGAAACUGCAGAUUCAGGGCUAUGCAAAGGCUCCGUGAUCAACAGCCAACUAGAAUUUAAAAAAUUUGUCACGGUACAAUGCGAGUUUUUCCCGCAUCUGCCACCAGCUAAUGUCACAGAAACGCCACCCAAGCAGGAGGAAGAAGAGGUACUGGUGACCAAUUGUCCUCCGGGCAGCCUUGAUUCUAGCCCCACUGUUGCUUCUAUAAAAGAGGAAGCCCCAACAACCUUUUCGCCCUACCGCAAAGCCAUUUCCCUAUCAACUGACUGCCCAGGAGAGGUUGCAGUAAAUAUCGUUGGCCUUAAUCUGCCUUCACGACAACAGUCUGAAACAAAGAGUGAUGUACAACACUGAAAGCUUAAUUCAGAGGAAACUUCCCACCUCUCUUCCGUCCUUCACUCACUCACUCACUUACUCAUCAUUCACUAGAACAGAAACUAUUUUCCUGCCGAAGGAAAUAUUAGAAACAUUUAAUAAAAGAACCCAGGUAGUAUGACA
Messenger RNA from Thamnophis elegans (Western terrestrial garter snake), 1244 nucleotides. Its product is annotated as fetuin-B-like. Bases 72 to 1100 code for a protein of 342 amino acids. Lineage: Eukaryota; Metazoa; Chordata; Lepidosauria; Squamata; Natricidae. Gene Ontology annotation, biological process: negative regulation of endopeptidase activity; binding of sperm to zona pellucida. Gene Ontology annotation, molecular function: cysteine-type endopeptidase inhibitor activity; metalloendopeptidase inhibitor activity. The record is from RefSeq and is a predicted model, not a curated record. Gene Ontology annotation, cellular component: extracellular region. The transcript is spliced from 7 exons.